This is a messenger RNA of Dreissena polymorpha, 4471 nucleotides long. RefSeq lists its product as uncharacterized. The record is from RefSeq and is a predicted model, not a curated record. Lineage: Eukaryota; Metazoa; Mollusca; Bivalvia; Myida; Dreissenidae. The coding region runs from base 1 to 825 and encodes 274 amino acids. The transcript is spliced from 6 exons.
AUGUUUCAAUCCUCACACACCCCGUAUUGUGCAUGCCCUGUAGCCCCAGUGGAGCCUGUUAUUGUUGCUACGGUAACGACGAGUCUCAAUUCCGAGGCUUCCUUCCGGGUAUCAACUGGUAGCGGCGCGUCUGGGUCUAGUGUACCCGAAAGCCCCGGGUCUGGAGCUGUGCGGAGAGUGAAACACACAUCCAAGUCAUCAUUGUCCAAACAGAACAGAAAUUCACGAGAAACCAAUGUUGAUGACAUUCUUGGAAAACCAGAAAUAAGAAAGUCUCGAGAAACUAAUUUAGACGACAUUAUUGCCGAACAACAAUUAGGUGGCAGCAUCAGCAUUGAUGAUUUGGUUCCAAAUCACAAAACUGCUGGAGUGACCUUUGAGGAUAUAGUUGAGGAUUCACAAGCGUUCAUUAGUAACAAAUACUAUGCCCAGCCUGUUUCACCGGUCACACCCACCUCUAACUUCCAACGGUCAGAGUCCGCCAGAUACCCGCCUAAAUCCCCUCAACUGAUUGAAGAAUUGAAAGCCAAGAACUUUGAUCGCUCAAAAUCCGAACGCAAAGCUAAGAAUAAGGGAAAGAAAGAGAAGGCAGUAAAUGGUGAUGAUGACCAGAUGCGGUCUCCGGCCAAGUCAGACACGCUCCGCUCCACGGACAGCGCCAGCGGCGGUGAGACACUGGAGGAGUCAGGACGCAGCAGCAAAGAGGGAUCCCCCACCAAGGAGCAUCCAUCACCGACAAAGGAGAAGAAAAAGAAGAAGAAAUUUAGAAUGCCAUCGUUCUCGAAAAACAAGAAAAAUAAGGAAGGCAAAGAAAGUUCAAUUUGAAAGCACAUGUAUUAGUUCAAUGCAUAAUGCAGACAUCUUAUUGUCGUGAUAGUUUUUUUUUUAAUAUUUGUAUUCAAUAUGUAUACCUUAUCUUGCAUGUGAUUGGACAGUCCAGCUGAGGUAAUGGUCACAUGAUUAAAAUGCUGAUUUCUGAUUGGUUUACAAAACAGCAGCAGCUUACUGCUGUGGUUGAAUGAAUUUACCAAUAUUUUUCAAAAAAGAUUUUUCUAUUUAUUUUACAAAAGUAAUUGAAAUAACACAUUUAUUAGAAAACCAGCUUUGUGUACAUCCAUUAAAAUGUGUUCUUAAAUAUUUCCCUUCAAAGUUGCAAUAAUCUGUCGUUCAAACUGAAAGGUUGACCUGUGUGUGAAGCUGUUUGUCCGAAGCACUCUUCCUGUGCAUUAAAAUUGCAAGACCUUGUAUGGUAUAUUGUAGCCUCAGCCUUAUAGGAUUUCAUAUUAAACAUUUGUUACCUGGCUUGCCCUUACAAUGUUUAUGAUCAGUUUCAGAUUUUCAGAUGAAAGACAAGUGGUACUUAAAGCAUGAGCUUUGAAUAUAAUUAUUGCUUUCAGUAAUUUGAAAUGAAAAAUGUAAAAACAUCUGGUUUGCUGUGUUACUAUUCAAGAAUUGCAUGCUGGUGACUUACGAAGUUUUCAAAGCAGAGAUGCUUAUCUAUGAAAAUUGUGUUGUUAAGAAACUUUGUGGAAGUUAACAACCAAGGUAACACCAAAUCAUGCACUUGAUGUCAUUUGUUUUUUUUAAGCAGAAUCUAAAUGAUCUAAAAUAUUGAUGCAUCAUUUCAUCAUGUACAUUCAUUUUACUCAUUUCUGAUUUUUACUUAUUUUAAUUGUUCACCUGGUUUUUAUUGCUGCUCUUCCAUGUAUUUCACUAGCUUGUAGUCUUUAUAAAAUGGAAUAUUUAGCUCCGGGUCCUGCUGAUGAAUGCGGGAUGGUAUUCUUAUAAUGGUGCCUGGGACUUCUAGAAAGCUUAUGCAAUAAUACAUUAUUCAGCACAGAUACUACCGGUAGUUUGUACAACUGUCCAAACCAUUUCUUGUCCUGCUUGUAUUCAACUUUGUUUGUUUUGUUGCACUUCAACGGUGAACAGAUGUUACAUUGCUUUUUGUUCAUGUUAAAUGAUGCUUUGUAUUUUGAUGAAUUAUUGAAAGAAAAGAACAGUGUCAUAUAUCAGGCUUUGUUGCAUUUAUUAGAAAGAUAUUGACCUGAUAUUGGAAUAAGCUUGCAUUUGUUUACAUUCUAUGAACUAUAAGAAAAAAGCCCAAUGCCAAUAAAAUGAAUUAUAAUUUGAAUGCUUAAAAAACUUUUUGCCAAUUUGUUUGGUUAACUCUCCACAUAAAAAUAAAGAGAUGAAGCAUAAACACAAUAUUUCAAAUGUGUCUAGUUAUUUGUCUAUGAAUGUAUCAUGAUAUAUCUGUCGACCAGACUGGUUCCAAGUCACUAAAUGUUCUUUUUUUAGGGAAAUGUGCAAAAUGAUAUAUACUUUCUGCUUUGUGUGAACAUGUAUGUAAAAAUGCUUAAUUUGGUGAAUUUGCCAUUGUUCUUGCAUUAAUUAAUACUGAACUUAAAAAGACAUUUUUAAAGUAUGACUGUCAUUCAGAAAUGAAGUUGUAAUUUCGGAGCUCAUAAUAACCUCUCCAAUUUUGAUCCUGAAUACGAAAAAACUCAACUGUUCCUAGUUGAAACAUUAGUAAUAUUCAUCUUAUUAACUUUAUUCUUAGGAUGGUCAAUUUCAAACUUGUCUAGGAAAAUAAUUGUUUAUGUCAUUGCUAAUAUUAUGGAAUCAUGUAUUGCAUAAAAUGCUUUCUUGUUUUGUGUUUGUUUCUUUAAGAAACGGAAACAGAACUGUUGCAAGAUUCCAUUAGUCAAAACAUGCAAGUGUAGGAUCUUUGGAAUUUUUGUUUUGUUCCUUUCGUCUUACACCUUCAAAGAUCUGGGCUUUUAUAUUAAUGCAGAGUUGACAGUGUUUUUCUCCUGUGUAAAUGUGAGUGUUUUGUGUCACUCUCUGAAGUAUUCACUUGUGUUUGUGAGAGAAAAUGCUUUCGAGAAAUUGUUAAAAGUACCGCCUGUGUAAUGCCUUUUUUAAUGUGUACACAAAUAUAAUAUUCAUGUUUCAAGUACAUUUUCGUCAUAGUGUCUAGGUAUUGUACAUUUAUAGUGUCUAUCUUCGCAUUGUCUUAUUUUUGUGUAUAAUUUUUUUUUAUUUUUAAUGGGAUUUGGGGUUCCUUGUGAACACUUUGGAAACUAUAUUGGCAUCAUCUGUACAGUUUGUAAGUGUAGUGGACCCACUAUUUGGGAGAACAGUUGAACAUGAUACUGUACUUUCAAUAUUUCAGGCGUUCUUUAUAUCUCUCUCAAAGACACCAAGUUCUAGGCCCAGGAAAUGGACUCUAGAGCAUUUAACCUUUAAAUAAAUGCAAUAAAGCUAAAAUAAAUAGAUUUCAGCUAACUUAAUAUAUAAUGCAUUGAGUUUCAAUACUAAGACAAUGAACCAAAAUGCUCAAUAUUGAUGGUCAUGAAAAUGAACGUUUGAAAUUAAAUUGUUGAAUUACAUUAUUUUAACCAUGCAAUAUUAAGCCCUUACAUUUAUAUGUUUUUUUCUUUAUUUAAAUGUUUAUUUAAUAUGAUGUUGCUAUGAUUAUAUUUGCCACAUUUUUUCUGUCCCGAUUGAAAGUCAUAAUGGAAUCUGUCGGUGUUGAAUGUUUUCCUCUUUUUAUAGCAUUGUUCGGGUUAAUUAAUUGAAUGUAUCUUGCCGUAUGAAUCAUAAGGGUUCCAAGUUUUUUUUGUCAUAUAAUCGUUUCAAGUAGUCAAAAUAUUUCUUAAUUUAUAUUGACAAUUUAGUGUAACAUACAUAUUAAUAUGUAACGAUAAUUUGUCAUAAUCUACAUAGGCAGUACAUAUAUAUCAAUAUUAUGCAGUAUAUCAUGUAUUUGGGAUACCCAAACAGAUAUUGAAUAUAUGGUCGAUACUAUGAUUAUGGUCAUUAUAGUUUUAUAACUUUAACUUUAUUAUAAUAAAACUAUGUCAAUAAUGUAUAUGAAUGUAGAAGUGCAUCUUAUUAUAAUUUUUGAGUCUCAAUGUAGUAGUAUGUAUCAUAUCCAAUUAUUGCUUAAGAUUUGUAUGUCAUUUAUGUUGAGUAGAUUGUACAUGUAUUCAAUUUAACUGGCAACAGGUAUAGUCUUUGUAUAAAUAAGAUAUUGUUUCAAACCAAACUUUCACUUACUCUUCUUUUUGUAUUCUAUAAUGAAUAAGUAAAGAAAGCAGAGAUGCUUCGUUCCUCAACUUAUUGAUUCAAAUACCCUUACCAAGAAAUGCUUUUAAAAGGGCCAAAUGAAAAACAAGUCAACAAAUUUAGAACUACAAUAAAAUCUGCAAUAAAUUGGAAAUAUGUAUUGUCUUGUUUUGGAGAACAUGCUGCAGUCUACAUGUCUGUUAACAAUAUUGUGUCACAUGUAUUCCAGCUAGUCUAGAUAAGGAUUAAGGCAGAUUGAUCAUUCUCUUUGUUGUACAUUUUGCUCUGUUUCUUCUGUGUUUUCUGUGUUAACAAGCCAUACAUACAUUUCUCUAAGCUUCUAGUGAGCCACUUUGUAAAUGCGGUGUCCAAUAAAACAACAAAUUCUCAACAUAUA